AUGACUUUUAAUCACCCGACUGCUGCAUCAAACGAAACAGAGAUCCUUGAACGCCUAAACGCAGCCACCUUGAUCGAACACACCACCAUCAAACCGUUCCUCUACCAACCGCCCAACUUCAAAUGCUUCUAUUGCUUGCAAACAAUCCCAGAUAUCCCAUCACUACUCCAACACGACACCCAUUCUAUACCCCGCAGACAUCACUUGAUAAAAAACCACUUGAAGCGUAAUUUAAAAGCGGAUAUAUCCGAUCUAAAAUGCAGGAUUUGCGGCGACGGAUUCGCGGACCUGCCUGACAUAAGGCUUCAUUUAGAUAAAGUCCAUAAAAAGCUGUUUUAUAACGCUAAUAAUGGCGUAAUUACGUAUGAUCUAACUUUAAAAAAUGGAAUGCUAGAAUGUCACAAAUGUAAGAAGAUAUUUAAUUCAUUCUUUCUCCUCAAUAAACACAUGAAUGAGCAUUCCAAUGUAGUCUGUGAAACAUGUGGCCUCGGCUUCGUGUCAAAGCAAAGGUUAAUAUGUCAUAUGACAGUUCAUCAAAAUGGCGCCUAUAAAUGUGGUAAUUGCGACGCGGUGUUGCCAACUAAAUUCGCUUUACGUUACCAUUGUCUAUCGAGGCAUGCGGUUGGGAAGAAGCGCUUCAAAUGCGCUCUCUGCUUCGAGCGAUUUUCCGAGCAUUACAAGAAAAUGACACAUAUGAAAGAAAAACAUGGGAUUUUAUUCAAUUUUACCUGUUCAAUUUGUAAAGCGAAUUUCCACACGCGCAAGGCUUUUUGGAAACACAAAAAUAAGAUGCAUACCCAGGCAAUUAAAUGUGAGAUCUGUGGGAAGUGUUUUGGGGAGAAUUGGGAGUUGAAUUUGCAUUUGAAAUCUCAUACCGGGGAGAAGCCGUUCGUUUGUGAUAUCUGUCAGAAAUCAUACAAACAGAAGAAGUCCUUGUUAAAACACAAGACUGUGCACGAAACAUCGUAG
Molecule: messenger RNA, 969 nt
Organism: Pieris macdunnoughi
Lineage: Eukaryota; Metazoa; Arthropoda; Insecta; Lepidoptera; Pieridae
Source: the annotation of a GenBank genome assembly